AUGCCCUCUGACCGCAAGCCUCUUGUUCUCACCACAGGGGGGGCUGGUUUCGUCGGGAGCCAUACAAUUGUCGAGCUGCUGAAUGCUGGCUAUGAUACUGUAAUUCUUGACAAUUUUUGUAAUGCCAGUAGAGGCUGCAUCCCUAACCUUGAAAAGGUUUGCGGCCAGAAACUGAAGGUUCGUGACAUAAACCUUCUUGACAAGGAUGCACUUACUGCUCUCUUCAAAGAGUUCAAGUUUGACUACGUGAUUCACUUUGCUGCCCUCAAAGCUGUCGGUGAGUCGGUCGCGAUUCCUCUCUCGUACUACCAAAACAAUGUU
Messenger RNA from Mesocestoides corti, 321 nucleotides. The record is from the annotation of a GenBank genome assembly. NCBI's taxonomy places the organism in Eukaryota, Metazoa, Platyhelminthes, Cestoda, Cyclophyllidea, Mesocestoididae.